CUCUCGCUUGCAAUUACUCCGUUGCGGCUUAGACAGGAACCGGCUGGGGAGAGAGCCUGCGGACUCGCGCCCCUCUCCCCGUCCCUAACAGACUCAGGCAGGGCCCCUGCCUGACAGGCAAGACUACAGGGCGACCCUCUGGAGAGGGGCGGCCUACAGGGGUCGUCUGGAGGGUGCUAGGAAAACCUCUCACAACCCGUGUUGGGUCCUCCACCCUGGGCACCCUUGACUGACCCCAGUUCUCACUCACAUUGGCGUCCGGUUUCCAGAAAAGCCAAUACACCUCAUAAUGUCUUGGCGACCGAAGAGGACUCACACUCUCCAGACCCGGAGGAGACCGGUCCUGAGGCCCCCAACCCUCCUCCUACUGCUCUUGGGGGCCCUGGCCCUGACCGAGACCCAGGCGGGCCCCCACUCGCUGAGAUAUUUCGACACCGCCGUGUCCGGGCCCAACCGCGGGGAAUACCGGUACAUCGCCGCCGGCUACGUGGACGACACGCAGUUCGUGCGGUUCGACAGCUACGACAGGAGCCAGACCCCCGCGCAGCCGCGGGUGCAGCAGCCCUGGGCGGUGGAGGAGCCGCAGUACUGGGACCGGCACGCGCAGAACGCCAGGGACAACGCACAGAAUUUCCGAGUGAGCCUGAACAACCUGCGCGGCUACUACAACCAGAGCGAGAAGGAGUCUCACACCAUCCAGUGGUUGUACGGCUGCGACGCGGGACCCGACGGGAGCUUCCUCCGCGGGUACGCUCAAUUCGCCUACGACGGCGCCGACUACCUGUCUCUGAACGAGGACCUGCGCUCCUGGACCGCGGCGGACGCGGCGGCUCAGAUCACCCGGCGCAAGUGGGAGGAGGCGGGUGAGGCGGAGCACUACAGGGCCUACCUGGAGUGGGACUGCGUACAGUGGAUCCGCAGAAACCUGGAGAGGCUGCAGCGCGCAGAUCCUCCAAAGACACACUUGACCCAUCAUCCCAUCUCUGAGCAUGAGGUCACCCUGCGGUGCUGGGCCCUAGGCUUCUACCCUGCGGAGAUCACCCUGACCUGGCAGCGUGAUGGAGAGGAUAAGACCCAAGACAUGGAGCUUGUGGAGACCAGACCUGGGGGGGACGGGACCUUCCAGAAGUGGGUGGCCGUGGUGGUGCCUUCUGGAGAGGAGCAGAGAUACACGUGCCAUGUGCAGCAUAAAGGGCUGCCCAAGCCCCUGACCCUGAGAUGGGUGCCACCUUCUCAGGCCAGAGAUGGCCUGGUCCUCCUUGGAGCUGUGGUCACUGGAGCUGUGGUCACUGGAGCUGUGGUCGUUGGAGCUGUGAUGUGGAGGAGGAAGCUGUCAGGGCCCCGGACUAGGGAUCCCUCCAGUACCUCAUGGCUCUGCCUCCUCUCUGAUGUGUCUGUCAUGUAGCUUCUAAAGGGUGAGACAGCUGCUUCCAGCGAAUCAGUGAUGGAAGAUUCUUCAUACACACACACACACACACACACACCCACACACACACACACCCCAACCCUGUGUAUGUAACUUCAGGAACAUCUUUCUCUUUCUGCAAAGGGCAUCUGAAUGUGCGUGCAUUCCUAUCAGCAAAAUAUGAGGAGGUGGGAGGCUGGCCUACCUGUGCCCACCAUGACCCGUCCCCACUUUCCUGUCCAGCAGAGGAGAGCUGGGCCCUCCCCUUCCCUGGGUUUACUUUGUGGAUGUGCACUUGUUUUUUCAUUUCUUUCCAUGAAGGGUUGAUGGGUUAAUUAAAGGAAAAGAUCCUAAAGUUUGAGAUGACAUAAAUGGAAGCACCAAGUA
Molecule: messenger RNA, 1792 nt
Organism: Phyllostomus hastatus (greater spear-nosed bat)
Lineage: Eukaryota; Metazoa; Chordata; Mammalia; Chiroptera; Phyllostomidae
Product: patr class I histocompatibility antigen, A-2 alpha chain-like
Exons: 7
Coding region: 290-1405 (371 amino acids)
Biological process (GO): antigen processing and presentation of endogenous peptide antigen via MHC class I via ER pathway, TAP-independent; immune response; antigen processing and presentation of endogenous peptide antigen via MHC class Ib
Cellular component (GO): external side of plasma membrane
Molecular function (GO): peptide antigen binding; signaling receptor binding
Source: RefSeq, a predicted model, not a curated record